AGAAUCCCGAAAGCGCAGCGUGCUGGUCGGAGGGAGGGGCGGAAGGGGAGGAAGUGCACGGCCAGAGUGGGGAUGUGUCGAAGCGGCGGUGAAAGCGAGCAAGCGGGCGCUAACGUUACGUUCUCCGUGAAGCGUAGGAUUAACGGAACUACCUCGGGACAGGCGGAACUGAGCGAUCGAACUAACGAGAGGUCUACACACUCCGUCGCCGAUCCUUCUGGCAACACGUAGUCUGUGCGCACACACGCACACAAACAGUCGAAAACAUCCACACUCUGAAACUGCGCGGCCCAACCACACAGACACCCUCAAUCUCACACACAUACUGCAUUAUGCACGCGGACUGCAGGCUGGUAUGGACGCGUCGGUAAUGGUGGGGCGAGGAACCGGUGGGGCCACCGUUCUCUUCAUCCUCGCGAUCGGCAUCCUCCUCAGCGCAAGAAGUUCGCGAGCACAGAAAGGUGACGGCUGUGGUCACACCGUGCUUGGCCGCAGCAGCGGGAGUGUGUCAUCGCUGGGUUACCCCCAGUGGCUGCGCAGCGACAGUGUGUGUGAGUGGGAGAUCACCGUGGACACCAAACACACCGUCCAGAUCCGAGUGGCCGACCUGAACGUCCAGCCCCACGACUGCCAGAUCACCUACCUCAGAAUCUACAACGGUAUCGGUCCACACAGAUCAGAGCUCGUGAAGCUUUGUGGGAAGGAUCUGCAGAUUCCUGAGCUGAUCCGUACCCACGGCAACCAGGUGACUAUCCAGUUCAUGAGUGGACCACACAGCAAUGGGCGGGGCUUCUUCCUGUCAUACUCCACUGACGAGCACCCAGAUUUGAUUUCCUGUCUGGACAAAGGAGUAAACUUCACUGAGGCUGAAUUCAGUAAGUUCUGUCCAGCUGGCUGCCUGACUGGUUUUGGGGAAGUCUCUGGCACUGUGCCCCAUGGUUACCGAGAUUCCUCAGUGCUGUGUCUGGCUGGUAUUCAUGCUGGCGUUGUGUCCAAUGUGGAGGGAGGACAGAUCAACGUGGUCAGCAGCAAAGGCAUCCCUCAUUACGACAGUACACUGGCCAACAACGUCACCUCUGUCACUGGUGCGUUGUCCUCCAGUCUCUUCACCUUCAAGACAAGUGGUUGCUAUGGCACCCUUGGUCUCGAGUCGGGUGUGGUCAGAGACACACAGUUGUCUGCCUCCUCUGUUUGGGCUUGGCACCAUGGCAACGGCCUAGGCGAGGAGAGUGACAGCGGAGAUGCCCAACAGCAGUGGGGGGCCACGGGGGCCCGCCUUAAAAAGGCGGGGUUUCCAUGGGCAGCAGAUGAUGCUGACCAACAGCAGUGGAUCCAGGUGGACCUGAAGAGAGAGAAAAGAAUCACAGGAAUCAUCACCACUGGCUCCACCCUCCCAGAGUUCCAGUUCUAUGUGUCGGCCUAUCGCGUGCUCUACAGCCAUGACGGACAGGACUGGAGCACCUAUCAGGACGCCAACUCCAUGCAGGAAAAGAUUUUCCAAGGCAACACAAACUAUUUCCAGGAAGUGCGCAACAACUUCAUCCCACCAAUCGAGGCGCGGUACAUGAGGAUAAGCCCCGCCCAGUGGCACCAGAGGAUCACGCUGAAGUUGGAGCUCCUGGGGUGCCAGCCCCCUACAGUGUGGCCACGAGUCAACAACCCGGCCCUGCCUCCCCCGAAACUCAGCACACAGCGCCCCCUGCUGGAGCUCAGCACACACACACCAGAGAUCCGCAACAACACCAUGCCCCCACACACAGGACACGACGUUGCCCUAGCAGCAGUGCUGGUGCCGGUGUUGGUGAUGCUACUGACUGCUCUGCUUCUGGCGGUUGUGUGCAGCUGGCAUUGGAAGAACAGGAAGAACCCUGAGGUGACCUAUGACCUGCCACACUGGGAUCGCACAGUCUGGUGGAAGAGCAUGAAGCAGCUGCUCCCCUCUAAGCUGUCGGAGGGGGAGGAGUGUGUCAGGUACAGCAGCUCCAGUGAGGUCAGCCGUCUCCGCGCCAACCAGGGAAUACACACUGAACCCGCAGAGUACGCCCAGCCUCUGGUUGGCGGGGUCAUGACCUCUCUGGGGGUCAGGUCAACCUUCAAGCCCGAGGAAGGGGAGGAGCCUCCCUAUGACUCACCUCUGACCCCUGACCUUCUGUGCCACGCCUACGCCGAGCCCCUUCCGGCCUCCGGUGCUGAGUACGCCACCCCCAUCGUGAUUGACAUGGCCAACCACCAGUCAGGAGGCCCUGUGGUGUUCGCGGGGCGGGCCCAUCUUGCACGGACAGACAGUGGCCAGUCAGCGGGCUCCCUCUAUGACACGCCCAAAACCACGCCUGGUCAGGCAACGCCCAGUGAAGGACAGGCCUAUCAGGUGCCACAGAACAGCUCCCAGAAUGCAUCAGGGGUCAGCUGAAGGGGUAAUGAGCGUUUACAGGAGACUGUAGGACUCAGUCUGUCGGAUGCCAUACGACUGUAAAGCAGCAGCCCACAGCCCUCGUCCUGAGAGAGCGAGGCUUCUUUAGACACCAACCUGAGGAAGUACCUGUGUUCUUUAGACACCACCCUGAGGAAGUACCUGUGGUUGGUCUGAUGAACGUGCAUUAAUAAAAAGCAUCAUGAGGAAGUGUCUGUGUUUGUUCUGAUGAACGUGCAUUAUUAAAAACCACCAUGAGAAAAACA
Alosa sapidissima (American shad) is the source of this 2676-nucleotide messenger RNA. RefSeq names its product discoidin, CUB and LCCL domain containing 2 (gene dcbld2). Lineage: Eukaryota; Metazoa; Chordata; Actinopteri; Clupeiformes; Clupeidae. The transcript has 16 exons. Bases 356 to 2410 code for a protein of 684 amino acids. The record is from RefSeq and is a predicted model, not a curated record.